This is a messenger RNA of Kockovaella imperatae, 736 nucleotides long. RefSeq names its product Gar1/Naf1 RNA binding region-domain-containing protein. Bases 34 to 705 code for a protein of 223 amino acids. Gene Ontology annotation, biological process: ribosome biogenesis; snoRNA guided rRNA pseudouridine synthesis. The transcript has 5 exons. Gene Ontology annotation, molecular function: box H/ACA snoRNA binding. The record is from RefSeq and is a predicted model, not a curated record. NCBI's taxonomy places the organism in Eukaryota, Fungi, Basidiomycota, Tremellomycetes, Tremellales, Cuniculitremaceae. Gene Ontology annotation, cellular component: box H/ACA snoRNP complex.
CAUACAUCCUUGCAAGCCAAAGCGACAUCGAGCAUGAGCGGUAGAGGCUUUUCAAGAGGUGGCGGAUCAGGCUUUGGGGGAAGAGGGGGAGGAAGAGGUGGUUUUGGAGGUGGUCGAGGUGGUGGACGAGGUGGAUUCCAACAGAGGGAUUUUGGACCUCCUGAUGUCGUGCAGGAGAUCGGGUCCUUCAUGCACCCUGUGGAAUCUGAAAUGCUCUGCUCCCUCACUGCUCCUACGAAAAUUCCAUACUUUAACGCCCCGAUAUAUCUGUCGAACAAGACUCAGAUUGGGAAAGUUGACGAGAUCCUGGGACCCAUAAACGAGGUCUUCUUUACCGUCAAGAUGGACCAAGGGAUGAUGGCGAACAGUUUCAAAAAGGACGACAAGGUGUACAUUGGAGGAGAUAAGCUAUUACCGAUAGAGAGGUUCUUGCCCAAACCAAAGAUAGCAGGCGCAAAGGUCGAAAAACGAGGAGGAGCACGAGGUGGUGGUCGUGGUGGACCAAGGGGUCGAGGUGGACCUCCUGGAAGAGGUGGUGGACGUGGAGCGCCGAGAGGACGCGGUGGAUUCGGAGGAGACCGAGGAGGUGGCAGGGGAGGUGCAAGGUCAUUCAGCUCCGGUGGACGUGGUGCACCGAGAGGAAGAGGAGGAUUUGGUGGUGGUGGCGGCGGAGGCUUUGGGGGUCGUGGUCGGGGAGGUUAUUGAGAGGUGCAGCGUAUGUAUAUCUAGGCUUCGG